AUGUCGAACGCGGAAGAAAAAAUUGAAGAGCUGGAGGUUGAAAGCCUCGACGAGGAAACAGCCGAGUUUUUGCGAAUUCUUGAGAGUUUUGGAUUAUCGGAUGCAGUUAUUAACGCGUUUUUAGCUAAUCAGUAUUCGAUAGAAACGCUACAAAUUAUUGAGCGGAAGGAGGUGGAAGAGCUGAUUCCCCAGCCAUUCCUAGCAGAAAGGACGAAAUUCAUCCACGGUUUGAACAUUUGGCGAAAACAGCAGAAUCUCCCACUCUUGUCGACAACUGAAAGUUCCCCAGCGCCAGCUCAACCAGCCAGUUUCGUCGAAAUAUCUAGAGACAAGUGUACAGCCACGUACUUGCUUCAGGGGUCAGCCAAAGGCCAAGCGAUAUUGAAUAAAUACGAUAAAACGCCGUUUCUGACCAGAACUGACAAAAAAACUAUCACGCAGAUAGUAGUCGACGAGUUUAAAGACCGAUUUUCGAAACUAACCUCAUCGGAAUUGGAACAAAGAUCGAUCGAGUUGUCCAAGUUAUUUCCAAGUGAGCCGAAGGAAGUAUGGUAUCAAUCACCGUGGAGUACUAAUAGCGUUGGACAAAAGAUCAAGCUCAGGAAGCAGGCUAGAGGAAAAUUGUACGAUCGUAACAUCAAUUACAAACCGGCGGUUGUAUAUGAUCUUCAACCAACAGCAUCCGGAAGCGUAGCGACUCAAUCUGCAGCAGAUAUAUCUGACGAACAUAUUGCAGAUUAUCAGCAGAUCAAAAAGUGGAUCGUUCAUAAUCAGGAUGAAUGGGAGGAGCUGAAAAAUAAGUGGAAGCAAACAUCCAGAUUGAGAGCAUUUGAACUAUCAAAGAACAACAGUAAGACUACAGCAUCUAUUCUUUCGGAUUAUUCUGUAUUCCGUAAUCACCAAGCUUAUCAGCUGGUACAGAUAGACUUCCAGCAACGAUAUCCAGACAAGGAAAAAUUACUCUUUGAUCGUUGGGAGCAGUUCGUUUCGGGUCUUCUUCCAAUACUGGAGAUUGAAGUCAACGAUUCAGAGGGGAAGGCGCUCAUCAAUCAGCUGAAAACUCCGGAAACGACUUGUGGUAUAUUUUAUGAACAUUCGACUAACAAUAAAUGCUAAUAACAUAUUUUUC
Aedes aegypti (yellow fever mosquito) is the source of this 1129-nucleotide messenger RNA. RefSeq lists its product as uncharacterized. The record is from RefSeq and is a predicted model, not a curated record. Bases 1 to 1116 code for a protein of 371 amino acids. The transcript has 5 exons. NCBI's taxonomy places the organism in Eukaryota, Metazoa, Arthropoda, Insecta, Diptera, Culicidae.